Messenger RNA from Eutrema salsugineum, 3330 nucleotides. Its product is annotated as importin-13. The record is from RefSeq and is a predicted model, not a curated record. Gene Ontology annotation, cellular component: nuclear membrane; cytoplasm. Gene Ontology annotation, molecular function: small GTPase binding. Gene Ontology annotation, biological process: protein import into nucleus. Lineage: Eukaryota; Viridiplantae; Streptophyta; Magnoliopsida; Brassicales; Brassicaceae. The transcript has 24 exons. The coding region runs from base 88 to 3108 and encodes 1006 amino acids.
UUUUUUUGAAGAAGACGAAAGAAAGUAAAAAAGAGUGGAAGAAGAGGGAAGAAGAGGGAAGAAGAGAGUGGAAUGCAAAUUGAGUGAAUGGAGUUGCAGAGGAAAGUAGCUGAAGCAAUUCAUGUCUUGAAUCACGAUCCUGAAUCUUCCAACAGAGUUGCCGCCAAUCAAUGGCUUGUUCAAUUCCAGCAAACUCCGGCGGCUUGGGACGUCUCUACUUCUCUCCUCACUUCUCCGAUUGUCUCUCUAUUCGACCUCCAAUUCUUCGCCGCCCAGAUUCUCCGUCGAAAGAUUCAGAACGAAGCAUCGAAUCUUCAAUCAACAGCCAAAGACGCUCUUCUCAACGCCCUUCUUCUAGCUGCCAAGAGAUACAGCUCCGGCGUUCCUCAGCUCUUGACGCAGAUAUGUCUAGCUCUCUCGGCGCUUCUUCUCCACGCUGAUCCUUAUUCAAAGCCCUUCGAUAAGCUAAUGUUCGCACUCCAGAAUCUUCAGGCCCACGAUGAUGGCAAUGUCGUCUUGCUCGAGCUUCUCACUGUCCUUCCUGAAGAAAUAUCUGACACUCGCCAUUUUUCUCAUCACACUGAUCUCCGUCAGGAGUUGCUCUCGCAUACUUCCAUGGUUCUUGAUUUCCUACUCCAGCAGUCUGAGAAGCAAUUCGCCUCCCCUGUUUACCCGCAUGACAACAGCCGCAAAAUCCUUCGUUGCUUACUGAGUUGGGUCCGUGCUGGAUGUUUCUCUGAGAUUCCACAAGGCGCCGUGCCUUCACAUCCCCUUCUUAACUAUGUAUUUAAUGCGCUGCAGGGUACUACUUUUGAUCUCUCUAUUGAGGUACUUGUUGAACUCGUGACUCGGCAUGAGGAUCUUCCUCAGGUUUUACUGUACAAAGUACAGUUGCUCAGAGAUACACUCCUUAAACCAGCUCUUAUAAAUGCUGAUCAAAAAGUUGUCUCUGGCCUGGCAUGCUUGAUGUCUGAGAUCGGACAGGCUGCACCAUGCUUGAUUGUUGAAGCAAGUUCUGAAGCGCUUAUUCUGACUGAUGCCCUUUUGAGCUGUGUGGCAUUUCCAAGUGAUGACUGGGAGAUUGCAGAUUCAACUGUACAGUUUUGGUCAACUUUUGCGACAUAUAUACUUAGCCUAGGUGGAAAUAGACAGAAUGACAGAAAUCGUGUGAAAGAUAUAUUUCUUCCAGUUUUCUCAGCUUUAGUUGAUGCUCUUGUGCUGCGCGCUCAGGUUGAUGAUUUUACCUCUAGUGAUGAGAGUCCAGGGCUUGACUUGCCUGAUGGCCUACUGCAUUUUAGAAAUAAUCUUCUUGAGCUCUUGGUAGAUAUUUGCCAGCUACUUCAUCCUACAACAUUUGUGAGUAAGUUAUUUUUUGGUGGCCUGCCUUCUUCAAAUGUUUCGAUGCCCUUGAGGGAGAUUGAGGCUAAGUUGUUUGCUCUUAAUGCGGUUUCUGAAAUUAUCUUGCAAGAGGGAGAGGCUUUUGAUUUUUCAUUGAUCAUGCAAUUGGUUUCUGCAUUCUCCGUUAGGCCAUCCAGCGAACUCAAGGGGUUUAUAUGUGUUGUAUACAGAUCACUGGCCGAUGUUGUUGGCUCUUAUUCAAGAUGGAUCUCUGUUUUCCCAAGUAAUGCCAGACCCUUGCUGUUAUUUCUUGCAGGAGGGAUUUCUGAACCUAUUUCUUCACAUGCUUGUGCCUCUGCUCUGCGUAGACUUUGUGAAGAUGCCCCAGCUCUAUUCCAGGAAUCAUCAAAUUUAGACAUCUUAAUGUGGAUAGGAGAGUGUUUGGAGCAGUGGAAUUUGGCGUUGGAAGAUGAAGACGAAGUCAUUAGCGCUAUCACUGUAAUCCUUGGCUCUGUCGCUAACAAAGAGCUGCAAAAUAAAUUAUUAACGCAAUUGCUCUCGUCAAGUUAUGGAGUUCUCUCAAAACUUGUAGAUGAUGACGUCGAGUCUUCUGGUAGACAGAGUCCAGCCACUUACUCACGUAUGUUAAGCUCUGUUACAAGAGGUCUUUACAGGAUUGGAACUGUAUUCAGUCACCUUGCGACGUCUCUGUCAUCUGUCCCUGUGGCAGAUGGUCCAAUUCUUUCUUUGUUGACUGUCUUCUGGCCCAUUUUGGAGAAGCUUUUUAGGUCUGAACACAUGGAGAAUGGCAGUUUAGCUGCAGCAGCAUGCCGUGCUCUUUCAGUGGCCGUUCAAUCGUCAGGUGAGCACUUUAUGCUACUACUACCCAGUGUACUGGACUGUCUAUCGAGAAACUUUCUGUCAUUUCAAAGCCAAGAAUGUUACAUAAGAACAGCCUGUGUAAUCGCUGAAGAAUUUUGUCACAAGGAGGAAUACGGGUCCUUGUUUAUCACUACGUUUGAGAGAUUUACUCAAGCAUCAUCACUGAUGGGAAUAAAUUCGUCAUAUAUAUGCGACCAAGAACCUGAUUUGGUGGAAGCAUAUGUGAAUUUUGCAUCAGCAUUAAUCCGCGGUUGUCAUAAGGAGUUGUUGGGUACUUCUGGAACACUUCUUGAAAUUUCUUUCCACAAAGCGGCUAUUUGUUGUACAGCUAUGCACCGAGGUGCUGCUUUAGCUGCAAUGUCAUACUUGUCAGGUUUCUUGGAGGUUUCGCUUUCUUCCAUGAUUGAAACCGUGAAUUGCAUAUCAGAAGGAUCAUUCAGUGUGGUCUCUGUCCAGGUUGUAUCUCACUGUGGAGAGGGACUUUUGUCUAAUCUAGUCUAUGCUCUACUUGGAGUUGCAGCUAUGUCAAGGGUCCAUAAGUGUUCCACAAUACUUCAACAAUUAGCUGCGAUCUGCAGUUUAUGUGAGAGGACUUCAUGGAAAGGAAUGUUGUGUUGGAAAUCUCUCCAAGGAUGGCUAAACUCAGCGGUGUGGGCACUUCCAAGCGAGUAUCUGAAGCAGGGAGAAGCAGAAAACAUAGUGCGGGAAUGGUCAGAAGCUCUGGGAGGAGCAGGGAUGGAUUACCUUGAGAACAAAAGCUGCAACUUUGGAAACAACAACAGUUCAGGAGGAGGACACAUGCAAGGGAAACACGGUCGAGCGUUGAAGCGAUUAGUGAGAGAUUUUGCGGAUUCUCAUCGAAACGAUCCAAAUCUAAACAUCAUAUAAAUCAUUCCAUCCUUUUUCAUUUUAAUUUGUUGCCUUACUGAUGAGGGCAAUGCAUCUUCUUCUUCUUCUUUUCUGUCAAUGCUCUGUUUCUGUUCUGAUGUAUAGUAGGAGGGGAAAGAACCUCAUGAAGAAUUUUAUAGAGGCAUUUCGUUUAGACUUUAGAUUGGUAAGAAUAAUACUACUGUACAUCCAUUGUUAACAUUUUAUUUAUUUUAAAAUUUA